CCCCCAAGACCUCCUCAGUAUUUCCUCUUUAGAGAACAUGUCUAAAUUCUUACACCAGAAUUCUAAGUAUAACACUGUUGCUCCUAUCAUGAUCAGUCGAGAUAGCCAUGAACAAACCAAUAACAAGGUCUCUGCUUCCACAACAAAACCCUCCAAUGGUGGCUGGAAAGCUGCCUUGUUUAUCAUUUUUGUGGAAAUGGCAGAGAGAUUUGCCUUUUACGGUUUGGCCGGAAACCUCAUAACAUACCUAACAAAUGAACUUCAUCAGCCCACAGCCACUGCGGUCAAGAACGUUAAUACAUGGAUUGGCGUCUCCGCCAUCUUCCCAAUAUUCGGUGCAGUUCUUGCUGAUUCUUUUCUUGGCCGGUUCACGACCAUUCUUCUAGCCUCAAUCAUAUAUUUCAUAGGAAUGGUGUUACUGACCUUCUCAGUCUCUAUAAUUCCUAUGCAUUACCGUGAAGCAGUAUUCUUUCUAGCUCUUUAUAUACUAGCUAUUGGUGAAGGCGGACACAAGCCAUGUGUACAGACGUUUGCGGCGGAUCAGUUCAACGAGGAGAAGCCGGAGGAGAAGGCGGCCAAGAGCUCAUUCUUCAACUGGUGGUACUUGGGUAUAGUAAUUGGGGCCACCGUAGCUGUAUUCUUAGUCAUUUACGUUCAGGAUAAUGUUGGAUGGACAGAAGGAUUAGCGAUCUUGGCAGGAACAUUAGUGGUGGCCUUAAUUGUAUUCUUGGUAGGAAUGAAGAGAUACAGAAAAGAGGCACCUGUUGGGAGCCCUUACACUGCGGUGGCGCAAGUGCUAGUCGCGGCAGUAAGAAAGCGUCGCGUGAGUGAGACGCAGCAGGGAUGGGGUUUUUGUUGCGAAGAUGAUGAUAAGAGAGUUGGGGCUGACCUUGAGGGUCAACCUAAGGGCAAGAUUUUGUGUCGCACUAAACAUUUCAGGUUAUUGGACAAGGCAAUGGUAAUCGACAACAUGGAUGCCUCAAGCAAAACCAGAAAUCCAUGGCGGCUCUGCACACUAAACCAAGUAGAAGAAGUGAAGUUAGUUCUUCGUCUUAUCCCAAUAUGGCUAAGUUGCUUAAUUUUCACAUCCAUUAUUGUACAAAACCACACAUUCUUCGUAAAGCAAGGAAGUACAAUGAUUAGAUCAAUCGGACCCAACUUCGUUCUUCCUCCAGCAUCACUUCAAUGCUUAAUAGGCCUCACAAUUCUCGUCACAGUCCCAGUUUACGACAAACUUUUCGUCCCAUUAGCAAGAAAAAUAACAGGGCACCCAUCUGGUAUAACCAUGCUUCAAAGGAUAGGCAUUGGGUUGUUCUUAUCAAUUCUUGAAAUGGCGGUUGCUGCUUUAGUAGAAGCCAAAAGGAUUAGCAUUGCAAAAGAACAUGGUCUACUAGACACACCAAAAGCAAUAGUACCCAUGUCCGUUUGGUGGUUGGUCCCGCAAUACAUGAUUAGUGGAUUCUCAGAUGCAUUUGCGGUGGUUGGAUUACAAGAACUGUUCUAUGAUCAAAUGCCGGAAGCGAUGAGAAGCAUGGGAGCAGCUGCUUAUAUAAGUAUAAUUGGAAUUGGAAGCUUUGUAAACACUGCUGUUAUAUCUGUAGUGCAGGCUGUUACGUCUAGACAUGGCGGCGGUGGCGGUGUUUGGCUUGGAGAUAAUCUUAAUCUUGCCCAUCUAGAUUAUUUCUACUGGGUUUUGGCAGUAUUGAGUGGUUUAAAUUUGUGUCUUUAUGUCUGGAUUGCCAGUGGUUUUGAGUACAAGAAAGUUGAAGGUGAGAAAACGGAAAUGGAGGAGAAAGGUGGUGAGUCUUGAGCCAGCUCAACUUAUUAGUUAAUGAAGAAAUCCAUAUGUAUGAAAAAUCAGACGUGUAGUUAAUUAAUUAGCAGUGCAAACAAGCAAUUUCAGAAUUCUAAUAUCAUUAGUGCAAAUGAUUAGAAAUACCAUAGUUGUGAUGAAAACUUCAUUUUUA
This is a messenger RNA of Jatropha curcas, 1967 nucleotides long. RefSeq names its product Major facilitator superfamily protein. NCBI's taxonomy places the organism in Eukaryota, Viridiplantae, Streptophyta, Magnoliopsida, Malpighiales, Euphorbiaceae. Gene Ontology annotation, cellular component: membrane. The record is from RefSeq and is a predicted model, not a curated record. Gene Ontology annotation, molecular function: dipeptide transmembrane transporter activity; tripeptide transmembrane transporter activity. Gene Ontology annotation, biological process: dipeptide transport; transmembrane transport.